Molecule: messenger RNA, 2064 nt
Organism: Labrus mixtus (cuckoo wrasse)
Lineage: Eukaryota; Metazoa; Chordata; Actinopteri; Labriformes; Labridae
Exons: 10
Coding region: 19-1971 (650 amino acids)
Source: RefSeq, a predicted model, not a curated record
UGAGGUGGAUUGGGUUACAUGAGAGACAUUCAUACGCCACUGUCGCAAAGUUUCAGGUGGAACAACAUUCACUUCAGAGCAGAGACACUGACCACGUUUCCACCGUCUCAGAAAGUGACCCACACUGACAAUCUGAAGAUGGUGAUUCUCGAUGUGUUAAUAAUAGGGGCCGGCCCUCAUGCCUUGACCCUGGCCAGCUUGCUAUUAAAUCCUGAAAGUGGUCCAAACUCAGAUCCUGGUCCUGACCUCCCCUCCUGCUGCUCGGACCCUCUGAGGCCUCAAACAAACCCCCAAACGUCCAACAACAAGCGUUGCAGCGGCAAGAAAAGGAGGAGGAACACAACUGUCUGUGCAGGCCUGACACUGGAGGAGCAACUAGCAAAGACAACCAUAUCAGAGAAUGCCGUUUGUCCCCCGCUGAGUGUGCGAGUGGUCGAUUCCUACGGUGUGUGGACGAAUCUGUGGGAGAGCCAGUUCACAGCUCUGAACAUCCCUCACCUGCGCUCACACACUCUGGUGCACACAGAGCCUCACAACAAGAAGGCGCUGCAGGAGUAUGUUUUAAAGUCAGAUCGAUCAUCAGAGCUUCACAGUCUGCCCGACCAGCUCUACAUCCUGGACGAAAACGCAUUUUUCAACGACAUGAGGCUCGGCAAAAAGGAAAAGAAACGUCUUAACAUCACCUCAACACUGAAGAAGAGUUUAUCCUUCAGUCUGCCAGGAACCAAACUGAGUGUGGAUUUCUUUAAGGAUCAGGUGGAGAGAUACAACUUGGACAAAGUGUUGGUGAAGGGAACAGUGGAGCGCAUCACACCUGUAACUGAAGAGAAGACGGAUAAAGAAGAAGAAAACAACUGGAUACAAGAGCAGGACACAGAGGAAGAGGCCAUGACAGGGACUGAACGGAAAGGAGAUCGGACGAGGAAGAGAGUAGAAUAUUUUCUAGUCCAACUUCAAGAAGGAGUUGUCUUGAAGGCUCGCAAAGUAGUUGUGGCGACAGGUCCAACCCGUGCCCAGAUGGCCAACGUCCCUUCAUGGGUGACAAACAUUGGAGAGAGCUACCCAGAGGAGAGACUGCAACACACAGUGCACCUCAUGCAUCACCUGGCAGCUUCUCAACAAAAACAAAAAGACGCAGACUGUCAGAGACCAGAAGAGGCCUUUCCCCCUCAAGAUCUGUGUGCAGUGUGUGAAACAGGUCAGAGAGUAAUGGUAGUUGGAGGAGGUCUGACCAGCGCUCAUGUCGUCUCCCUUGCUCUGCAGCAGGGUGCCAGCCAUGUGACAUGGGUCAUGAGGAAGCACCUGCAGUUAAAGCAGUUUGACGUGGGCGAUGUGGAGAGUCUGGUGGGCCGUUACUCCCACGUGGAGCACGGCAUUAAGAUGGACGGUCAGGCCUAUCUGCGACAGUUCUACAAUGAAAGGAGUCUCCACAAACGGCUGGCUAUGAUCCGCCAGGCGAGGAAAGGAGGAGCCGUCACCCCAGAGGCCUACGUCCACCUACAACCGUUUAUCUUGAGUGGACAGGUGGACGUGAAGACAUACUGUCAGGUGAGUGAAGCCAGCUGGUGCUACAGGAGUCAGGCAUGGAGUCUCUCUCUCUGCAAUGGGGACCACUGGACUGGAAACAUGAUCUGGCUUGCCACCGGCUGCAAACUUGAUGUGAAACAGGACCCGCUGCUUUCCGAGGUGAUGAAGGAAUUCCCCAUUCAGGUGAUUGAUGGUUGGCCGUGCAUAUCAGAGAGCUUGCGGUGGGCAAAGGAUUGUCCUCUCUACCUAAUGGGGCAGUACACCGCUCUGCAGGUUGGACCUCAUGCAGUAAACCUGGCCGGUGGACAGGCUGCCAGCAAGCGGAUAGCAAAAGACAUCAUGUGUCUUCAACAGCAGGAGGAUUCAGACACUUUUGAAUUGAGUGGAGAGAAAUCAAAAACUGAGGAAUAUAUUCAACAGAUGCAAGGCCUGUUAUGGCUUUAACAAUAGAGUCUAAAACAUGUACCGAGUGUGGGCAGCCAUCUGUUUUUGACGAUCAAAUAUUGCCUUGUGUUAAUAAAAUGCACUGAUAUGAUG